GGGCCUAGCACUCAAGAAAAGAUGGCAUCUCUCCCCACUUGGAAUCCACUAAACUUCUCUUUUUCUUUCCGUAUAAUUUUUGAGAUGCUUCUUUAUUCUUCAAAUUUUGUGCAUAUUUAGAAAUUGCUUCUUUCUGAUCCUUUGGUUCUCCCAAAACUACCUUAUUUACCUGUCAUAAGCCAAGCACCAGAAAAUUGGCAGAAGUCUUUGCCAAUAAAAUGGGAGUGAUAAUGUCAUGUAUUGGCAAGUCAAGCAAGAAUACGUGCUUGGAUGACAAGAUUGAAAGAAAAAUAGUUGAAAUGAGAAGAUAUAAAUUUGGACAGAGCAAGUUGAAAUCAGUUGAUAGUAUAGUUAUGAUGUUCCCAAUGUUUAAGGAGAGGCUGAAAACUCUAAGAGGAAUGUUUGAACAGUAUGAUGAGGAUUCUAAUGGAUCUAUAGAACCCAAUGAGCUAAAGAAGUUCUUAGAACAUCUAGAUCUUCAUCUUAAAGAGCAGGAGAUUGAGAAUCUUUUUGAGUAUUGUGAUCUUGAUGGAAGCAAGGGCAUACAGUUCAAUGAGUUUAUAGUUCUUCUAUGCCUCAUCCAUCUACUAGCAGAACCUUCAUCCUCUGUUAAUUCAUCUAAAGCAGGGUUAGAACAGGUUGGAGAAAUUUUCAAUACCAUAGUUGAGGCCUUUGUGUUUUUUGAUCAAAAUGGUGAUGGAAAGCUCAACAAAAAAGACAUGAUCAGGACACUGAAUGAGACCAACCCUCGUGAAAGAUCCCCUGCGCGCAUCUCUAAACACCGAUUUCAAGAAAUGGACUGGGACAAGAAUGGUCAGGUCACGUUCAGGGAGUUCCUAUUUGGUUUCAUUAAUUGGGUUGGGAUUGAAGCAGAUGAAUAGAGAGAAGAGUUUGAAGUUACAUUGUGCUAAAUGUGUGAGCUUGACUUGUCUCCAUGUUCUUAACACUGUGUUGGAGAAUUUUAUACACUUUGCUUGUGGAAUUGAAAACUAGAAAAUUGAAGUAUGAAUAGAAACACAUGAUUUUUGCCAUGCUUCUGCAUAAAAAUACACUGAUACAUGAAGCUUCUUUUAUAUAAUAUACAACCUAGUAUAGAUAUUAAGUAGACAAAAUGGAUAAAACAUGGAGACAAAAACAAGAUAGAGAUUUUUCUAUGUUACAAAAAUUUCAGUUCCCAUUAGGUAACUUCAAUGUCCUUCUGCAAUUUCUUACUGUAUUCCUAGAGCUUGGAUUCUCUUAACCAUUGACAAAGAACGGUAAUUUCUUUGUCUCCAUUCUUCCCUGCUCUCCUUGCUACUCUGGACAAGUAAUUUGUCAUUGCCAUCAAGGAUGCUUACUAUUUGUCUCAUGCUUGGUCUUAGCUGAGGGUUGCAACUUGUGCAAGCAAUUCCUAACCUUACUAAUCUCAUCAAUUCUUGGUCAUUGUAUUCUCCACUGAGUCUAAUGUCAGCUAAUUCUUUCAAUGGUCUUUUUCUCAUCUCAAAUUCAUGAACCUUCUUCACCAAAAGUACCUCUGGUUGCCUAAAAUCUACUGCCAUCUGUCCACUCACAACUUCAAGCACCACCACACCAAAACUAUAAACAUCAGCUUCAGUGGUUGCUUCGCCUGAUUCCACGUAUUCUGGUGACAUGUAGCCGAAAAUCCCACGAACCGAUUUUCUAGUGUCAGAAACUACAUGAUGACCAUGCUCAUUCCUUGACAAAAAUUCUGCCAGAGCGAAAGAGCUGAGUCUUGGAUUCAUAUCUGGCUCAAGAAUGACAGCGGAAGAAGUAAUGUUUCUGUGGAUCACUUGUUCAUCCCAUUCCUCAUGUAGAUAGAGUACUGCGGAGGCCAGUGCUUUCACUACGUUGUACCUGUGAUGCCAUUGGAGGAAAGAAGCUCCACUUCGAGUUCCAUUGUUAUGAUGCAUAAGCAGUUGGCUGAGGAUUCUACUUGCCGAGUAAUCAUAAAUAACAAGCAUCUCUCCUUGCUCAGUGCACCAUCCACGAAGUUGAACCAAAUUCCUGUGGCGAAGCCGUCCCAGGUUCCGGAGUUCGUUGGAGAAUCUAUGACGCAGUGCAGGACAAGUCUUCAUCCCAAGGCGUUUCACCAAAACAUGGCAUUUGUCAUCAAGGAUGCCAUGGUAAGCAGUUCCAAAGUCUAGCUCAGCCACCCUUCUUGAAUCAGAGAAGUUAUCUGUAGCAGAAACAAUCUCCUUGUAUGAUAUUUCUCUUGGAGUUUCUACCACAGGAAAUGGUCGCUGGUGGUGAUUGCUCUUAAAAGAGAUGAUUUCACUGUUUUUGUACUCAGCGGUUACAUACACAGUAUCACCUGCUGCCGUGACAUAGUUUGAGGUAUUGUUGGUGGUAAUGCUUGCAUUAUCUGUGGUGGAGCUAGUGCCACUUGUGCUGCUUGGACUGUGACUAGUAUCAGAUGGGGAAGACAAAGAGAUGUAUAAAGGGUGGGAGAGAAAAGAAGGGAGUGGUGGUAGUUUAAAAGAAAAGUCAGAAAGAGCUUCCACUACCCAUUUCAUGCUUGGCCUCAAUUGUGGGUCAUGGAGUGUGCAGAGGAGGCCUGUGUGAAUGAAAUGCUGCAUCUCUGAGAGCAUGAAGGAUCCAUCUGGUAGCCUUGUAUCAGCUGCUUCCAGAAGCUUCCCUUCAUCAGAAAGCCUUCUAAUCCAGUCAAGCAGAAUCAUUUGUUCAUCUGGCUGUGUGAAAUCAAUUGCUCUCCUUCCAGAUGCCACCUCUAACACAACAAUCCCGAAACUGAAGACAUCAGAUUUGGAGGUAGCAUUGCUUGGUUUCUGCAAGCUUUCAGGAGGAAGAUACCCAAUUGUGCCCCCUACUCUUGACGUCUCUCCCAAUCUGAAAUGGUCACUUCUGAUCGAUAUUGUUUUCUUGUUCUUAUUCUUAUACUCAUACUCAAGCUCAUGCUCUAGCCACCUUGCCAUGCCAAAGUCACCCAACCGAGCAUUGUAAUGGGAAUCAAGCAUAACGUUGCUGGUCUUAACAUCCCUAUGAAUGAUUUGAGUCUCUAGUUGCUCAUGGAGGUAGUACAAUGCAGCUGCCAAACCUUUCACAAUCUUCACUCUCUGUCCCCAUUGAAGAGGCUUGGCCUUCAAAUUCUCAUGUCUGCGAAACAGAACACGGUCAAGGCUUCGGUUUGGCAUGUAGUCAUAAACAAGAUGCAACUGAUCUUCAUUGACACACCAACCCCUCAGCCUCACAAGAUUCUUGUGGCGAAGAUCAGCCACGGCUGUUAACUCCGCUGCAAAACUUUUCUCAAACUGCUUCCCUUUCCCUGCCAAACAGCACUUCACAGCAACCACGGUUCCAUCACUCGGCAAAACGGCCUUGUACACUUUGCCAAACCCUCCACUCCCCAAAACUUGGUCUUCACUGAAACCAUUAGACCCUAUGAACAGCUCUGCGUAGCUGAAAAUUCUGGGGUUGUCCCUGCCAACGUUAACAGAAACUUGCACACCAUCCAUGUCAUGAAACAAUACACCAGAGUCGUGCUUCUCUCUGUGCCCUCCCUUUUGGCAAAUUCUCCACCACCCUGAGUCAUACAACUUGCCCAAAAAAUCUCCAAGAGAAGCAAGAACUUGUCCCCCACAUGCCCUGUGAGGCUGUUUGGCCUCAACAACUUGUUUCUCUGGUGUUU
Vigna angularis (adzuki bean) is the source of this 3643-nucleotide messenger RNA. RefSeq names its product probable calcium-binding protein CML22. Gene Ontology annotation, molecular function: calcium ion binding. The record is from RefSeq and is a predicted model, not a curated record. The coding region runs from base 219 to 881 and encodes 220 amino acids. NCBI's taxonomy places the organism in Eukaryota, Viridiplantae, Streptophyta, Magnoliopsida, Fabales, Fabaceae. The transcript is spliced from 5 exons.